AUUUUCGACCGGAAGUAGUAAGCAUGUCAAAGGUUGAACACAUUGUCCCCUGCGCGGUAUUCUGUAUCAAGAGUAAUGAAUGAAGUUUUACUCGAAUGAGAUUUCUGUCGAAAAAUACAGACACGUUGGCAAAGAGAGAGGCAGUGACUGUGGCGUUUUACUGCGCACAAUAUAAUAAAAGAAGUGCAUCUCAUCUGAGACCAGGACAGAGAUGGCUGGAAUUUUGUUUGAGGAUAUCUUUGAUGUGAAGGACAUCGAUCCAGAUGGCAAGAAGUUUGACAGAGUAUCUCGUCUGCAUUGUGAAAGUGAAUCUUUCAAGAUGGACCUCAUCUUAGAUGUGAACAUUCAGAUCUAUCCUGUUGAUCUUGGUGACAAGUUCAGAUUGGUAAUUGCCAGCACGUUAUAUGAAGAUGGAACACCAGAUGAUGGAGAGUACAAUCCUCAGGAUGACCGGCCAUCUAGAGCGGACCAGUUUGAUUAUGUGAUGUAUGGAAAGGUUUACAAGAUUGAGGGCGAUGAGACUUCAACAGAAGCAGCCACGCGCCUAUCUGCCUACGUGUCUUAUGGCGGCCUCCUCAUGAGGCUGCAGGGCGAUGCCAACAAUCUUCACGGCUUUGAAGUGGACUCAAGGGUCUACCUCCUCAUGAAGAAACUGGCCUUCUGAAACCCAACUCUGCUCACUCUGUUCUUUCAAUUCUACAACCAACAGUGAAGUCACACAGAACUGCAAACGGACCACAUUUUUUUUAUUCCCUCGACUGGACACAUUACAAAAGCAGCUCACAUUGGCUCACAUUUUUCCUCAAAAGAAAUGGACUACAAAUUAAAGACUGCAACACUGGAAAGCUGCUGCAGCAUCCUCCCAUCUGCUGGUGAACUGUAAAUAAAGAUUUCUUUUAUACAAAACGA
This is a messenger RNA of Labrus mixtus (cuckoo wrasse), 909 nucleotides long. It is a transcript of the gene polr2h, whose product is annotated as RNA polymerase II, I and III subunit H. The record is from RefSeq and is a predicted model, not a curated record. Gene Ontology annotation, molecular function: DNA-directed RNA polymerase activity. The transcript has 6 exons. Gene Ontology annotation, cellular component: RNA polymerase I complex; RNA polymerase II, core complex; RNA polymerase III complex. Gene Ontology annotation, biological process: DNA-templated transcription. The coding region runs from base 212 to 664 and encodes 150 amino acids. NCBI's taxonomy places the organism in Eukaryota, Metazoa, Chordata, Actinopteri, Labriformes, Labridae.